AGUCGCGCGGAAAUCACACUCGAAAUGAUGGAGUCUGAAGUGGCUGCUUCAGAAGGCGAGAAUACAGAGGAUGCCAGUUUUUCUGACGUUUCUGCUCUUGUCGCAGGAUGGAUGUUUGAUUUUAUGUUUGUUAGUUUAUGUCGGCGCUUUAAAGAGGGAGAGCUCGAUGAAUACAACGAGACCCUUUCAGUUCUUGAGGCCAUUGCUCAGGAUAAAUCUCUUCAGGGAGCUGUCCAUAAAGAGAAGCUCUUCAUUUGUGCCUUCCUUACAAGAGUCACGUAUGGGAAAGAGUUGGAUGUCGAGUUUGACGAAGACAAGCAUUUGAUGCCUCUGAUGUCUGCUACCAAAGUAUGGUGGGACCUGGAACACACCGUCGAUGACGAAACUUUGUUCAGAAACAUUGAAAGCCUUUUGUUUGUCCAGACUGUGGCUGUCUGCCUGGAAAAAGGCCAAACAUCCUCUGCCUCCUCUGCCCUCAAGUGGUUAGAAAAAUCGCAGAAAUGUCCAAAGAGCUUAAGAGUUAAGCUGUCAACUGUCAUGAGAAAGAUGGAAACUUAUGACCCGUUUCUCAGGAGCUUCAGCUUCGACCGCCUGCUGGAGAUGAUCCGGUCCUACUUGGAUACAUACCUGAAGAAAAAUCCAUCUGACUAUCUUCUCAAGGCAGCCACAGAGGUGCUUCAGUCUUCCAAAAACAUGGAACGUGUGAAGGACGAAGUGUCACAGGACAGCAGUGGCACAGAAUCGCCGACUAAAUCAGUUCCAAAGAACAAAAUAUUGUAUCAGUAUCGCAAGGCAGCCACAGAGGUGCUCCAGCCUUCCAGAAACUUGGAGUGUUUGGAGGAUGUGGUGUCGCAGGACAGCAGUGACUCAGAAUCACCGACUAAAUCAGUUCCAAAGAACAAAAAAACAAAACGGAAACUACUGCCUUCUACAAAUGCUAUUUUCUCUACGCCUGAUGCCUUCAAGUCGCCUUGUGUUUCCAUCAAACGACUCUCCAAACAUGAGUUAUCUCAGGUAACCACUGCAAAGCCUUUGAAGACCUCGGUUGAAACUUACAGGAAAAACAAGAAAAGAACACGAAUGAAAUGGAAUUCACAACUGGAUAAAUAUCUGAAAGACGGCGUGAAAAGUCACGGAGUAGGAAAGUGGUCCCUCAUCCUAAAAGAUUACGACUUCAAGGGACGAACUGGUACGAUGCUUAAAGACCGCUGGAGAAUUUUGAUAAAGACUCGUGAAGUGGAAUGAGGAGAAGGAGUCCCCAGUCUGCGUUAUGUAGCCGUUUGCUUGUAAAUAAAAUUACUUGUCUAGUUUUUUUUUUUUUUUUUGCUAAAGUUUUUAAUUGAAAAGUUCUAUAUUUGUUGUACAGAUUAUUUUUCAUUUCUGUGUUUAUCCGUUUUACCACAAGAGGGUGCUCAAGACAAAGGCAAAGAGUUUUUUU
Austrofundulus limnaeus is the source of this 1438-nucleotide messenger RNA. RefSeq names its product telomeric repeat binding factor (NIMA-interacting) 1 (gene terf1). The transcript has 10 exons. NCBI's taxonomy places the organism in Eukaryota, Metazoa, Chordata, Actinopteri, Cyprinodontiformes, Rivulidae. Gene Ontology annotation, biological process: negative regulation of DNA replication; telomere maintenance via telomerase; negative regulation of telomeric D-loop disassembly. The record is from RefSeq and is a predicted model, not a curated record. Gene Ontology annotation, cellular component: chromosome, telomeric region; nucleus; nuclear telomere cap complex. The coding region runs from base 25 to 1245 and encodes 406 amino acids. Gene Ontology annotation, molecular function: ankyrin repeat binding; DNA binding, bending; G-rich strand telomeric DNA binding.